This is a messenger RNA of Theileria equi strain WA, 864 nucleotides long. Its product is annotated as signal peptide containing protein. Bases 46 to 834 code for a protein of 262 amino acids. The record is from RefSeq and is a predicted model, not a curated record. The transcript has 9 exons. Lineage: Eukaryota; Apicomplexa; Aconoidasida; Piroplasmida; Theileriidae.
ACAUUUUAUUUUCUUUUGCACAAAGAAUCAAGAAUUACAUUUUAAAUGAAACUUCCAGGAUUAUUGUCCAUAUGUUUGGUACUUGUAGCAUCUGUUGCCAUUUCACUACCAGUUGAUAAUGAAGAUAAAAUAAAAAUCCCAGACGCUCUUACCCCGGACGAAUAUGAAAAAGUAUCAAAAUUGACCAAGAAUCAGGUAUACAUUGACAAGGAAAUAAAGGACCAACUGAAGAAGAUCGGAGAGUUACACAGCUCCGUAAAUUACCUUUUGAAUAAAGAUGAUAUAAAUGAAUCCGGUAAAAAUAGCACUGCAAAAGGGAAUCUAAUAUACGAUGAAUCAACCAUUGAUCUUAUGGAAGCUCCCGUUAUAUUUUUGGAACCUCCACUAAUAUUGCCAAGACAACAAAUUAAUUCGGAUAAAGAAGUCGAGAAGUUACUCAAAUCAACAGGAUUAGAAACAGAAACAGAAGAUAAAUCGUCAGAUCCUUACAAGAUCACGUCCAUGUCUGAAGUUGCCACUACAGAAAAGAUAAUUAAAUCUGAGAUUCAGAAAUUGCGACAAGAUAGGGAAAUUUUGUUCAGAAAAAUGAGAAGCGAAUCCAUGAAGAUACCAGAUCACCCAUCUUCAUUUUCUGAUUUUAAGAUGCUUAAACAGGAAUUAGAAGAAAAGGACGCAAAACUAAAGAAGGAAAUUAUAAAACUAUCGCAAUUAGAACAUGUAAAAGAAGUUCUAAUAAAGAAACACGGUCCCGGUAAGGAUGUUGAAGAUGAAGAAAAGAAGCUGGAAGACCGUGAAGAGGAAAUCGGAAACGAUGCAGAAGAAGAUGAAUUUUAAUCUUCUAUGAUAGUAUAAAUUAUAUGUCCU